Mustela lutreola (European mink) is the source of this 3436-nucleotide messenger RNA. It is a transcript of the gene FBXO34, whose product is annotated as F-box protein 34. The record is from RefSeq and is a predicted model, not a curated record. The coding region runs from base 207 to 2345 and encodes 712 amino acids. Lineage: Eukaryota; Metazoa; Chordata; Mammalia; Carnivora; Mustelidae. The transcript is spliced from 2 exons. Gene Ontology annotation, molecular function: protein binding.
GCCGGCGGGCGACAGCCGGGUCCCCGGUCCAGGCUGAAGCCCCGGAGAUCACGGAUAGGCCGUGAGGAGGCGCUGGACCUGCUCUCUCAACCUCCGUGACCCGUGGCGGGUGAGAAAGUCGGGCUCUGGGUGGGGGUCGCGUCGCCCGGUCGCGCCCGCCUGGGCUAGCCACCCUGUCGGUUCCGCCCCGGCGCAGAGCCUCUGUUAUGCACCUAAAGCCAUACUGGAAACUCCAGAAGAAAGUGCGACCUCCGGAAAUCAGCAAGGAAACUCUGAGAACUCCUAUGAGCCACGAAGAAGCUAUAAAUGAUGAAAAAUGCAAAGCUAGCUACAUGAAACCAAGUGUCUUCCCUUCACCCUCUCUUGGUAAAGCAUCAUCUCGAAAGCCUUUUGGGAUUCUUUCUCCAAAUGUUCUGUGCAGCAUGAGUGGGAAGAGUCCUGUAGAGAGCAGCUUGAACGUUAAAACCAAGAAGAAUGCACCAUCUGCGACAAUCCACCAGGGUGAAGACGGGGAAGGGCCGCUUGAUAUCUGGGCUGUUGUGAAACCGGGAAAUACCAAGGAGAAAAUUGCAUUCUUUGCAGCCCACCAGUGUAGCAAUAGGAUAGGAUCUAUGAAAAUAAAAAGCUCUUGGGAUAUUGAUGGGAGAGCUACUAAAAGAAGGAAAAAAUCAGGGGAUCUUAAAAAAGCCAAAAUACAGUUAGAAAGGAUGAGGGAAGUGAACAGCAAGUGCUACCAGCCCGAGCCCUUUGCGUGCGGCAUUGAGCACUGUUCUGUGCAUUAUGUCAGUGACAGUGGCGAUGGCAUCUAUGCCGGGAGGCCUCUGUCAGUCAUCCAGAUGGUCGCCUUCCUUGAGCAGAGAGCCAGUGCCCUGCUAGCUACUUGUACGAAAAACUGCACCAGUGCGCCUGCUGUGCUGAGGCUUCCCGGGCCGCCCAGAGGCGUGCUCCCAGCCUCCGAGCCCUUUCCUGCUCCAGGAGCUUGUGAGGAAUCCACGGAAAGAGGAAGUCCUGAGGUCGGCGAGCCGCAGAGUGAGCCAGUCCGUGUGCUUGACAUGGUAGCCCGGCUGGAGUCCGAGUGCCUGAAGCGGCAGAGCCAGCGCGAGCCUGGGAGCCUCUCGAGGAAUAACAGCUUCCGUCGAAAUGUGGGCCGGGUGUUGCUGGCGAAUGGCACUCCGGCUGAUGGAGGCAAAGCUAACAAAGGCGCCUUGGAGGCACCAGACACUCAGGUGAAUCCUGUGGGGUCUGUAGCUGUGGACUGUGGCCCCUCACGAGCGGACCGUUGUUCUCCCGAGGGGAAUGAGGCAUGGGACAGUGCUCCCCGGGGCUGUCCCCCGCUGCCAGCAAGUGUGAAUUUCCUCACAGACAGUGCAAAGUUUGAGCCCCAUCAGCACAGUGCUAUGAAGAACAGCAGUCGGUAUGAUGUGGAAAUGACAGAGGAACUUGCCGGGUCACCUUUUCCUCCUCACACCUGCUCUCAGGCCACAGAGUUGCGCACGGAUGCUGUUGAUUGUAUGAGCGGAGAGCUCGUGCCACUUCCAAGCCAGGAUCCCGAGCAGAGACGGAAGGAAUCUUUGUGCAUUAGUAUCACUGUGUCCAAGGUAGAGCAGGGCCAGCCUUCUAGUUUAAAGCCCUGUGAAGACCCACUUCCAGGGAUGUUGUUUUUUUUGCCACCUGGUCAGCACCAGUCAGACUGCUCCCAGUUAAGUGAAGGCACAAGGGAGUCUCCUGAGGCCGGCCGGCUUCGAGAUGCUGCGGAGGGUGACAGCGCUUCUGAGGACAAAAGUGUUUCCGCUGAUGCAUUUGUCCUGCCAGCCUCUCCUGUGGAAAGUACGUUACCGGUGCUUGAGACGUCCAGUUGGAAGAAGCAAGUGUCUCAUGACUUUCUGGAGACCAGGUUUAAAAUCCAGCAGCUUUUGGAGCCUCAGCAGUACAUGGCAUUUCUGCCCCACCACCUCAUGGUGAAAAUCUUCAGGUUACUUCCCACCAAGAGCUUAGUGGCUCUCAAGUGUACCUGCUGCUAUUUCAAGUUUAUCAUCGAAUACUACAACAUCAGGCCGGCAGAUUCCCGCUGGGUGCGAGAUCCUCGAUACAGAGAGGACCCUUGCAAGCAGUGCAAGAAGAAAUACGUGAAGGGGGAUGUGUCCCUGUGCCGGUGGCAUCCCAAGCCCUAUUGCCAGGCAUUGCCCUAUGGGCCAGGGUACUGGAUGUGCUGCCACCGGUCUCAGAAGGGCUUCCCCGGCUGUAAACUGGGGCUUCACGACAAUCACUGGGUCCCUGCUUGCCACAGCUUUAAUCGGGCAAUCCAUAAGAAAGCAAAGGGGACCGAAGCUGAAGAGGAGUACUGAAGUCUGGAGAGGUGACAAAAGGACAGAUUUUUAAAAUGGCGGAACACCACCUAGAUCUACCAUUCAAGUGAAUGUUGCCUCUCAAAGCCCUCACUCCAGGAGAAUCUGUACUUCCUCCAGCAGGACGGCCAUUGAUUGCUCAGGCAUUUUUUUAAAAUCUUGCUUUAUGAGCUCUACAAGGAACUGAUCUCAUUGUUUUAGAGUGGCACCUCCUUUUGGUCCAGGGUGGUAUCCCACAAUUUGAUUCACUUGCCUGUGAAUAUGCCUGUUCUCCCAAAUCAAAUCCACCCCCAAAGGACGAAGACUUGCUACCAUCAAGGACAUUCAGAAGAGUUCAUUGCAGACUAUGCAGGCAGUCCCCCGAAAGGGGUUCCAGAAAUGUUUUAAGCACUGGCACCAUAUUUGAAAUAAGCAAAUAGCGUCCUAUGGAAAUAAGAGCAGCACUCUUGGAUGAAAAGUAUGCUUACAAAGGAAAAGUCAGGCACCUUACCUUAGCCCUUGUAUGCUUGAUCUGUGAGAUUGAAGUUUGUGGUUGGAGAUGGAUUUCAUGCCCUGUGGUGUUUACAGUGUAUAUAAUGGUUGUGUUUUCAUAGGGCUAUGAAAGUGCACAUUAAACCCGAGCGCCUUUACCUUAGAUGAGUGCUUUUGGCCCCUCUGUAAAUAACACUAUUAAAUCCAGUUGUAUAUAGUGGACAGCAGACUGAACAUAAUCCCCACAAUGCAGCUAGGAUAGUGUUGCGGCUACAGUUGUGUGGUUUUUUUUUUUUUAAUUGUCUCGUCUUAAAUUUGUACAUCCUGUAUAAAAUAUGAAUGUUUCCCAAAUAAACUAUGAAUGUUUCCUGUAUAAUAUAUGAAUGUUUCUGAGAAGAAACUCUAAAAUAGUUAAGAGGUUAACCUGUUGAAGAUACCAAAUAAUGGUUUAACUGGACAACCUUAUAAUUAGCAUAGAGAACAAUCCUGUUAUAUUUUAGUGAUCCAUCAAGAAUGAGAAGAUAUUAUAUAGUCAGAUUAUAACAUUCUUGUCUACUUUACUCUUUGUCUGGUUACAAAUUUUUUUUUUUAACUUCAAUAAAAAUGCAUCUUAAAUGGAA